AUGGAUAUUCAAGCGCUGAUGAACCAGGCGCGGAUGGGCGCGUCGGCCGCGCCGCCGGGCGAUGCGCCGCAGCAGGACAACGCCGAGACAGUGUACAUUAGUAGCUUGGCGCUGCUCAAGAUGCUCAAGCACGGCCGUGCAGGCGUGCCGAUGGAGGUCAUGGGCCUCUUGCUCGGCACGAUCGUCGACGACUACACCGUGUCGGUCGUUGAUGUGUUCGCCAUGCCGCAGUCGGGUACGGGUGUGAGUGUCGAGGCGGUGGACCCGGUAUUCCAGACCCGCAUGCUCGACAUGCUCAAGCAGACCGGCCGCUCGGAAGUGGUCGUGGGCUGGUACCACUCGCACCCGGGCUUUGGGUGCUGGCUGUCGAGCGUGGAUAUCAACACACAGCAGUCGUUUGAGCAGCUGAACCAGCGUGCGGUCGCGAUCGUCGUCGACCCGAUCCAGUCGGUCAAGGGCAAGGUCGUGAUCGACGCGUUCCGCCUGAUCAACCCGUCGACGGUGAUGCUCGGCCAGGAGCCGCGUCAGACGACCAGCAACAUCGGUCACCUGAACAAGCCCUCGAUUCAGUCGCUGAUCCAUGGGUUGAACCGCCACUACUACUCGAUCGCGAUCGGUUACAAAAAGACGGAGCUCGAGCAGGCGAUGCUCGGCAACCUGCACAAGCGCAACUGGACCGACGGCCUGCGCCUCGCCGACUUCCAGGAGCACAAACACCAAAACGAGUCUGCGGUCAAGAGCAUGCUCAAGCUCGCAGAAGACUACCAGAAGUCGGUCAAGGAGGAAUCGACCUUGACACAGGAACAGAUCAAGACGCACUACGUCGGAAAGCAGGAUCCAAAACGCCACCUGGAAGACGCAGUGGAGUCGUCCAUGGGCAACCAAAUCGUUCAGAGCCUGGGGACAAUGAUCCUCGCGGAACUGUAG
This is a messenger RNA of Malassezia japonica, 927 nucleotides long. It is a transcript of the gene RPN11, whose product is annotated as multicatalytic endopeptidase. The transcript has a single exon. The record is from RefSeq and is a predicted model, not a curated record. NCBI's taxonomy places the organism in Eukaryota, Fungi, Basidiomycota, Malasseziomycetes, Malasseziales, Malasseziaceae. Bases 1 to 927 code for a protein of 308 amino acids. Gene Ontology annotation, biological process: protein deubiquitination; proteasome-mediated ubiquitin-dependent protein catabolic process. Gene Ontology annotation, cellular component: proteasome regulatory particle, lid subcomplex. Gene Ontology annotation, molecular function: metallopeptidase activity; protein binding; proteasome binding.